AUGCGUUCCUCCGUUUUUGUGAGCUUCCUCGCGUUGAGCGGAGCCGCGUUCGCCGCGACGCACAAUGGCCGGCACAGCAGCCGCCAGCAUCUCCACAAGAAGCGCGGCUACAAGGUCUCCAAGUGGCUGGAAGGCGAUGACCUAGUCGACGCCUUCAACUACGACGUGAAGCCCUCCGACAACCAGGGUAUCGCUAACUAUGUCGACGGCAAGGACAGCGGCCUCGUCUGGGUGGACGGUUCCAAGAAGACGUACAUCGCCGUCGACCAGACCCCAUACUCCGACCUGCGCAAGGCGAUCCGCAUGACGUCCAAGGACAAGUUCAACCCCUCAGACAACCUCCUCUUCAUCUUCGACAUCCAGCACAUCCCCUGCCUCUGCGGCACGUGGCCCGCGCUCUGGUUCACCGGCUCGAACUGGCCGUUCGACGGCGAGAUUGACGUGAUUGAGGGCGUGCACUUGUACAAGCAGAACACGAUGAGCGUGCACACGGGCACGGGGUGCAACUGGCCGAACUACAUCAUCAGCAGCCUGUCGAAGCUGACCGCGAACAAGCCGGACGAGUUCUCGUGCGACGCGAACGCGGACUAUCAAAGCUGUGGUGGCUCGCAGGAUAGCAAGACGAGCUUCGGGAAGGCGUUCAACGAUGCCGGCGGAGGGGUCUUCACGCUUGAGCUGAACGACAACGUCGUCGCCAUGCACCAGUGGAACGUCGCGGACGUGCCCAAGGACAUCUGGGAUAACAACCCCGACCCGUCUGGCUGGGGCGACCCGAUCUUCAAGAUGCCCGCCGACCAGUGCCCCAUCGGCGACCACUUCAAGGACCUCAUGCUGGUCAUCAACACUAACCUUGGAGGCUUCUUCUCCGAGGGCGUGUGGGCCAUCGACGGCGCCGGCGGGCAGGAGACGUCGUGCAAGAAGCAGACGAACUUCAACUCCGCGGCCGACUAUGUCAAGCAGAUGGGCUCCGUCUUUGGGGACGAUGCGCGCUGGAUCAUCAACAAGAUCGUCAUCUACGAGCAGAACUAG
Messenger RNA from Schizophyllum commune H4-8, 1029 nucleotides. RefSeq names its product glycoside hydrolase family 16 protein. Gene Ontology annotation, biological process: glucan catabolic process. Lineage: Eukaryota; Fungi; Basidiomycota; Agaricomycetes; Agaricales; Schizophyllaceae. The transcript has 5 exons. The record is from RefSeq and is a predicted model, not a curated record. The coding region runs from base 1 to 1029 and encodes 342 amino acids.